AUGCUAUUCUGGAUAUCCUCAAUUCCCCCAGUAUGUUUCACUAUCUCAAGCGCAUUAUUCUGUGUUGCCAUCCACCUUCCCUACAAAGGUCGACUGUAUGUCUCGCCACUGCUAUUCGGCAGCGCAAUCCUCUCGCUGCAUACGAGCCCCUACCUCACAUGGCUCACCGACGGCAUCCUCGUGGCUAGCGACAUACAAAAUUUGGACGAUCCGCAGCGUCGCAUGAGUCCCGGGCUUCCACCACGAUACAAGCGUGCCAAUUCAUUCUCCAGUCGUACAGGUUUCACAUUCCACAGAAUCGCCAAGGUCAUCCUCUGCUGGACUUUUCAGCUCAUCUUCAUCGGCCCUAUGGUUCCCAUUCAUUUCAACUUCACCGCACAAGACUUCGCCCCCUCCCGCAAAGUCUUCUUCCGUCGCCUGCUACCUCUUUAUAACAACUAUCGCCCUAUUACCUUCCGCUAG
Molecule: messenger RNA, 462 nt
Organism: Aspergillus luchuensis
Lineage: Eukaryota; Fungi; Ascomycota; Eurotiomycetes; Eurotiales; Aspergillaceae
Exons: 2
Coding region: 1-462 (153 amino acids)
Source: RefSeq, a predicted model, not a curated record